AUGAAUGUUCAAACACUAAGUCUUACUCUUCCGAGUAGUCAAAGUAAUCAAAAACCACAUGUACAUCAUUUCCCAUUAAACAAUCAACGACAUCAUCCAACAUUAUCAUCGCACAAUGUACAAUCAACAACUACAGGGAACAGUCUUAAACCUAGACCUUAUCAUUUAAAUGAUUUUGCAAAUAAUCAAUUCUUUAUUGCUAAACGUAAAAUUGAUGAAGCUUUUCGUGGACAACAACCACAACUAAGAAAUGCUCGAUCAACCAAUGAUCUUUUGAAUUUAUUUGAUCAACAUACAAGUAGAUCUAAACGACAGGAAAAUAAAAUCAACAAAACUUCAUCAUUUGAUAAAGAUAAUCAUGUAUCUGUUGUCAAUCUUCAUGUGAGUCCGCCAUCUUCAAUAACACAACCUCAUGAUCAAUCAUCAAAAGGACUUAUUCGACCUUAUGAAGUCUGGAGUGGUGUUAAAAAUCCAUUUGCAAAAUAA
This is a messenger RNA of Adineta steineri, 486 nucleotides long. The record is from the annotation of a GenBank genome assembly. NCBI's taxonomy places the organism in Eukaryota, Metazoa, Rotifera, Eurotatoria, Adinetida, Adinetidae.